Molecule: messenger RNA, 736 nt
Organism: Prosopis cineraria
Lineage: Eukaryota; Viridiplantae; Streptophyta; Magnoliopsida; Fabales; Fabaceae
Exons: 1
Coding region: 82-567 (161 amino acids)
Source: RefSeq, a predicted model, not a curated record
CCGCACCCACCCCACACCCAAAAAAAACCAUAAGGCCUUCAGAUCUUAAAGGUUUGAAUCACUAAUCAACAUUACACCAAAAUGGCGAGCCGCAAAUCAAUAACAGAGGAGCGUGCAGGAGCAGAGAUCGUGUAUGGCUCAGAAGAAUGCUAUCGCCACUCCGUAGAGCUCCUGGAAGAACUAGGGUUUCCUCGAGGGGUGCUUCCAUUGCAGGACCUGGUGGAGUGUGGUAGGGUUCGAGAGACAGGCUUCGUGUGGAUGAAGCAGAAAGGUCCGUACGAGCACAUGUUCGAGGCCACCAACACGAGGGUGAGCUACGCGGCGGAGGUGACUGCCUACGUCGAGAAGGGGAAGAUGAAGAAGAUGAGUGGGAUUAAGAGCAAGCAGAUGUUCGUGUGGGUUCCUAUCACGGAGAUGAGCCUCGACGACGACACGAAUGCCACUAAGAUACUGUUCAAGACUCCGAUGGGAAUCGGAAAGUCUUUUCCGAUCACUUCCUUCAUGACCGACCAGGAAAAGGACAAGUACCUUCAAAACAUGAACAAUGGCACUAAAUUAAUUCUCUGAGCUCCCAAACUAUACUGGCGGUUCCUUCAUAUGUUUGGGAUCGGCCAAUAAUUUGAAAUGCUUUAUUUAUCUUUAAUCGAUUAUUACUAUAAUUUUAUUGAGAGUUAAAAUAAAUUUAUGUGAUCUGUAUUCUUAUUCAGAAAUAUAAUUAUUUGACUAUUUUUGUUUA